Molecule: messenger RNA, 687 nt
Organism: Coccinella septempunctata (seven-spotted ladybird)
Lineage: Eukaryota; Metazoa; Arthropoda; Insecta; Coleoptera; Coccinellidae
Gene: Fcp3C
Product: follicle cell protein 3C-1
Exons: 3
Coding region: 151-597 (148 amino acids)
Source: RefSeq, a predicted model, not a curated record
UGAUGUAAAUAAUAUAAUGCUUAGUAAUCAAAAAUUAUGUUUGAAAAUAUUCUCGAUUUCCUUGCUCCAAAUUGGCGUGAUAAUCGAUUCGACAAUUCAUUUGUAAUUUUUGUUCGUACUGAUUUGUUAUAAUUUCUUUUGAAUCGAAUAAUGGCCGGGCGUUACUUCAUGGCCAGCACCCUCGCCCUAGCUCUGGUGGCAGGAAUCCAGGCGGGGGACAAGGGAAACAACUUGAUAAAAACUCUAGACAAACCAGUUCCCUGCACUUGCGGUGUAUUUCUGUCUGGACAGUUCAAGAAGGGUACCAAGCAGGAUCCAAAGGGGGUGCCCGUGCUUACCGAGGAGAUGGACAGGGCGUUCGAGAAUAACCCGGUGGGGGUGAGAAAGUGCACGAACAAGUGCUUGGAAACGAUAGUGACCCAUCUACCGAAGAGUGCAUCAAUCAUUUGCGCUAGUACCGACAGAGAGUUGGUCCACAAAGAGCGCGCAUAUUUGUUCAUCAAGAACCACAGUGACAAAUGGCAAGGUACCAAUCUGUCCGCAGGAAGAGAGUUCUGCUGCAAGGACAAUGAACCCUACAAGUGCCCUGUGUCAUAACACCAUAACAGUUUCCCGUUUACUUUAUAUGAAUAGAUUUUUUCCACUUUUAUAUGCAGUGAGAACAUUAAACGGACCUUUCAGAAGUUA